AUGAACGCCGCCGCGGCUGCCGGACGCGCCGCCGGUGUCAAGCCGCGGGCGGUCACGAUUGAAGAGGCGGCGGCUGUCGAUUACGCACCGCUGCUUCCGGGAGAUGUGGCGGUGAUGAUGCCCCGCGCCGUCGCCACCGAUGCGUGCCGCCCCGCCGCGGCCGCGCGGCAGCUGCUCGUGGAGCUGCCCGGCAGCUUCGACGUGGUCGGAGACGUGGGGGUGGUCGGGAGGGUCGAGGCCGGCGGGGCGGGCGGCGGCGGCAGGGGCGGCAGGGCGCGGAUCAUGGUGGCAGCUGGCAAGAUGCUGCGCAGCGCGGCCAUGGAAGAGGGCAGCGGCGACGAUAGCGAAGAUGACGAGGAGGAGGGAGAGGGGGACGAGGACGAGCGGGUGGAAGAUGACAAGGCAGUGGUGGUGCCAGUGCAGCUUGACCUGAAAGGUGUGCGGUACGACCUGACUGCGCUGCCGCUGGCAGGGACGUGCGCCGUCGUCAAGGUGCUGGCAGAGAAAGCGCCCGCGGAGGGGCAGGAGGACGGCCAAGGCCGUGAGGACGGCUGGGCGGCCGCAGGCGCAGCAUGGCAGAGCGACUCGGACGGCGAGGGCGGCCCUGUGGCGGCUGCGCCCGGCGCCGCCGGCACAAAGCCAGCCGGCGGCAAGGGCGGCGGUGGGGCCGCGAAGGGCAAGGGGAGAGUGAAGGCGGCGGGCGGCGGGCGCGGCCGUGCCCGGCGGGGCGCCGGCGGGCUGCCAUGGCAGAAGCGCAGCGGGGCCGGCAGGAAGCGGCCGGGAAGCAAGAAGGCCGUCCCCAAGCACUGCGCGGCGCCGGCGCUGGCCGGGCGUGCGGCAAACGAGGGCGGCGGUGCGACGGUUAAGGCCGCUUCGGGGCCGGCGGCGGCCAAGGCAGCGGGGCGGCCGAGGAAGCGGCGGCACACCCUGUGCGGGGGCUCCUCUUCCAGCAGCGACAGCGCCAGGGACAGUGAUUACGCUCCCAGCAACUGA
This is a messenger RNA of Monoraphidium neglectum, 993 nucleotides long. RefSeq lists its product as hypothetical. The record is from RefSeq and is a predicted model, not a curated record. Lineage: Eukaryota; Viridiplantae; Chlorophyta; Chlorophyceae; Sphaeropleales; Selenastraceae. The transcript has 4 exons. Bases 1 to 993 code for a protein of 330 amino acids.